Sphenostylis stenocarpa is the source of this 1143-nucleotide messenger RNA. The record is from the annotation of a GenBank genome assembly. NCBI's taxonomy places the organism in Eukaryota, Viridiplantae, Streptophyta, Magnoliopsida, Fabales, Fabaceae.
AUGAGUAUCUCACUACACUUCAGGAAUGGUGGUUGUGGGUUCAGUGCUGAAAUGAAUGUUUUUCCUUCACCUCCUGUUCCUAUUUUUAGUCUCCACUGUUCACACACUUUGGGGUUCAUGGGUCAUGUUGGAGGAACAGAAUCUGAAAGUUCUGACAUACCCUUUAAGAUUUUGAACCCCUCUGUGAUCCAACCCCAGGAGGAGGAAGAAGAAUCUUUUGGGGUUGAGAACAUGAGCUUGUCUUUGAAACCUGGUGACGAGCUUGAAGCAAAUAGUUCUUCUGUCACAGGAAAAGUUAGGCACACUAAGCUUUGUGCCAGAGGACAUUGGAGGCCCGCUGAAGAUGACAAACUUAAAGAGCUUGUUGCACAAUUUGGACCUCAAAAUUGGAACUCAAUGGCAGAACAUCUACCGGGAAGAUCAGGCAAAAGUUGCAGAUUGAGGUGGUUUAAUCAGCUAGAUCCUAGAAUUAACCGAAAGGCUUUCAGUGAGGAAGAAGAGGAGAGGCUCUUGAAUGCUCACAAAGCCUAUGGUAACAAAUGGGCCAUGAUUUCUAGACUCUUCCCUGGUAGGACAGAUAACGCAGUGAAGAAUCAUUGGCAUGUGAUCAUGGCUAGAAGGCAAAGGGAGAAGUCAUGUGUCUACAGAAGGAGAAAGCCCACAUUUCAGAUCUUGCCACCAAAGAAUUUGGAUUUGACCUUGCCAAAGAAUGGAGCCAGUGAAUCAACCAUUUCAAGCACCAUCAUUGAUGAAUCUGGUUCAACAGGAACUAACCUCUCCUUCACUCCCUAUUCAGCCAAACCAACUCCUAUGUCUUUUCACAACCAUUGUCCUGUUCAGAAUAACCGAUCCUUUGGUUCUCUAAUUGGUUUAUCUGGAGAGAGCAGGACACCAGCCAGGGAUGUGAGUUGUAACAAAUAUUUUGGUGCUUGGAAGGGUUCAUGUGAGGCUGGAGACGUUGGAAGGCUCAUGGGUAUGGACCAAUCGCAUUAUUCAGAUUCAAACUCAUCAGAAGUUUCAGUAUCCGAGUCAGUUGCCACCAACGGGACUACCAAUCUCUCAAUUUAUGGGGAAAGUGAAAACAUGGGUGAUAACAAGGCCAACAUGGUCUUCAUUGACUUUCUUGGAGUAGGAGCUGCAUAA